AUGGACGCGAGUUUCACCGUCAUAGCCAACGUCAUAGGAUUGAGGCGGGAGGACGUGGUGUCUGCGACAACCCAACUACUCCUGCACGAGCAGCGCAUGUCCCCUGGCGGGAAAGCAGAGGCAGGUGGCAGCAAGACCGCUCCUCGAACCCCACAGCGUCCAUCGGGUCGCAAGAGACGGGACGACAGCAGUCCAGAGGAGGAGGGAGUACGCAACGCCACCCGGAUUGCUCUGGCCUCCUCGUUUGCUGCAUGUGACACGCCCGCGCGCAUUUUGCCGAACCCGCUCUUGGCGCACGGAACCAUACCUCACUUGAUGUUCACACGCGGGAGACAGCUGACAGGGGUUACGGUGCCGACAGGGGAUGCGUGGGGAGAUACGCGAGCGCCUGAGACGGUGAAGGCCGAAGCAGACCAAGAUCUGGUUUCAGAUACAGACGACGAAGACGAGGAAGACGACGCGAGUGCCACCAAGUAUACCGGAGUGAAGAUAGAGAAGGACUCUGGCAAGUAUGGUGUGAAGAUCCUGAUGAAGGAGGGCAGGAAGCGGAAGCAACAGCGCCUGGGAGCGUACACCUCGAUCGACGAGGCGGCAUACGCUUACGCCGCAGCUGCGUGCGUGCUCAGGCCGAGAGACAAGAUACCCAACACAGUGAACCUGACAACUCAUGAGAAGGGGCUGCUGUGUGGAUGCACCAAAGACGAUCUGCAACUCCUUGUGGAAGCAAGGAAGUGGUGGAGGUGGAGGAGCUGGCGGGAUGCGCUCGAGGGCGUCAGCAGCAAGCUGAAACGCGGAAGGAAGCGGGGAAGUGCCAGAGGUGUGGUAAAGAGGCAGAGGGUGGGAGACAGCAACGCCACAGGGGCGAACGAACCAGAUGACCCCGACAAUGCUGAGAGUGGGGGAACAACUCCUGUCAACAACGAUAAAGGCGAUGGUACGAAGACCACGGACCAAGGAGACAAGGGCGGAGCUCCUUCCGAGGACCAAGUCGGGGAUGAUGACCUUUCGGCGUCAUUCGGGGCGGAGUAG
Molecule: messenger RNA, 1029 nt
Organism: Closterium sp. Naga37s-1
Lineage: Eukaryota; Viridiplantae; Streptophyta; Zygnematophyceae; Desmidiales; Closteriaceae
Source: the annotation of a GenBank genome assembly